This is a messenger RNA of Chenopodium quinoa (quinoa), 2623 nucleotides long. RefSeq names its product probable serine/threonine-protein kinase BSK3. Lineage: Eukaryota; Viridiplantae; Streptophyta; Magnoliopsida; Caryophyllales; Amaranthaceae. Gene Ontology annotation, molecular function: ATP binding; protein kinase activity; protein binding. The record is from RefSeq and is a predicted model, not a curated record. Gene Ontology annotation, biological process: protein phosphorylation; brassinosteroid mediated signaling pathway. Bases 722 to 2188 code for a protein of 488 amino acids. The transcript has 12 exons.
UAUUUGCCUUUUACCUAGAGAAAAGUUAAUUAUUACAAAAUGCAAAAGUAGCCUUAAAAAAGGCCAUUAACCUUCAAAGAGAAUAAUGAUUCGAAUCUCAAGUAUGAGUACAACCCACGUGCAACUCCCAUAAAGUUCUUCUCUUUUUUUCAUUUCAUCUUAUUAAUUUCUUCUCCCAAUUCAGAAAAAUUGACCAAAAUCUCAAUUAUUAUCUGGCGCCGUUCUGUAAAAUCAACGCCUAAAAUUAUUACAGCCACUCUCCUACUACUAGUCUUCAUCUACUGUUUUUUUUGCUUCAAUUGUUAAACAUAAACACCCAUUUUAUCCUCUUAAUAAUGGAGUCACUUUAGUAUACUCUAAAUUACUCAAAAAAUUUUGGAUUGAUUGAUUGACUGACCCCCCCUUUUAUUUUCUUCUUCAAAUUCCAUGAAUUUGGACAAUACUUCCAAUUCUUUUGUCAAAAUUCCCUGAUUUCAUGUUUUGAACCCUUUGAUUUUCCUUAGAUUUUGUUAUUUGGGUGUAUCUUCAAUGCCCCACUUAUUAAUUUGAUGACCCAGUUGCUUGAUCUGAUCCAAUUUGGUUUAUUUAAGUUGAUUUAUUAAGUGGGGUUUGUUUGAUUUUCGAGGGUUUUGGAAGUGUGAGAAUCUAAUCUAUUGACUGAAUUGAGGAGUAAGAAGCUGUCCAAGCUGAUUGUGUGUGUAAAAGGUAACUGUGUAGAGAAAUGGGAUCUCAAGGGUCUAAACUUGGAACGUGUUGCUUAGGUUCACCUAAUAAGACAGCAGUGCUUGAGGCUCCUGAUGCUGGUAAUGAGGAUGAUAAUGGGCUUGGGUUACUUGCAUUCCGCGAGUUCACAUAUGAACAACUUAAAAAUGCCACAUCAGGUUUUGCAGUUGAGAACAUUGUGUCUGAGCAUGGUGAAAAGGCCCCAAAUGUGGUGUAUAAAGGGAAACUAGAGAACCAGACAAGAAUUGUUGUUAAGCGUUUUAAUAGAAGUGCAUGGCCUGAUUCUCGCCAAUUUUUGGAAGAAGCUCGGUCUGUUGGUCAGCUUCGUAACCAGAAGUUGGCAAAUCUGCUUGGCUGUUGCUGUGAAAACGAUGAAAGGCUACUUGUGGCUGAGUACAUGCCCAACAGCACCCUUGCAAAACAUCUUUUCCAUUGGGAUGCACAGCCAAUGAAGUGGGCAAUGCGGUUGAGGGUUGUCCUACAUCUUGCUCAAGCUUUGGAAUAUUGUACGAGCAGAGGACGGUCCCUCUAUCACGACCUCAAUGCUUACAGAAUUCUAUUUGAUGGGGACUGUAAUCCCAGGCUUUCUUGCUUUGGCUUGAUGAAAAACAGCAGAGAUGGGAAAAGUUAUAGUACAAAUCUGGCAUUUACUCCUCCAGAGUAUUUGAGAACUGGGAGAAUAACACCAGAGAGUGUUAUAUAUAGCUUUGGAACUCUGUUGCUUGACCUUAUUAGCGGAAAGCAUAUUCCACCGAGUCAUGCCCUAGACUUGAUAAGGGAUCGGAAUCUUCAGAUGCUGACUGAUUCCUGCUUGGAAGGACAAUUUUCUAAUGAUGAUGGUACUGAGUUAGUGCGCCUUGCUUCCCGAUGUUUACAUUACGAACCACAAGAGCGACCAAACACUAGGUCACUGAUUUCAGCUUUGACACCUCUUCAAAAGGAAAUUGAGGUUCCUUCUCAUGUGUUAAUGGGUAUCCCUCACAGUGCAUCGUCCUUGCCUUUAUCUGCUCUGGGUGAGGCAUGUGUAAGAAGGGACUUGACUGCCAUUCAUGAAAUUUUGGAGUCAAUUGGUUAUAAAGAUGAUGAAGGAGUGGCAAAUGAGCUCUCCUUUCAGAUGUGGACUGACCAAAUGCAGCAAUCUUUGGAAUCAAAGAAGAAAGGUGAUAGUAACUUCAAGCAGAAAGAUUUUAAGUCAGCAAUAGAACGAUACACACAGUUCGUUGAUGGUGGAAUGAUUUCUCCAACAGUCCUUGCACGCCGCAGUCUCUCACAUCUUAUGAGCGACAUGCCACAGGAAGCUUUAGAAGAUGCAAUGCAAGCUCAAGUGAUUUCACCUGUCUGGCACAUUGCUUCAUAUCUUCAAGCUUCUGCUCUUUUUGCCCUUGGAAUGGAAAACGAGGCACAAGAGGCUCUGAAAGAGGGCACUACCCUUGAAGCGAAAAGGGAUGUCAGAGAUGCAAAAUAAUCAGAAACCUUGUGCAGCAAUGAAUUAAUACUGAAUGAAGCAUGCCCUCCCCAGAAAAGGUCUUAAAACGUGAGUUUUGAAAUUGAGGAGAAGGCAAUGCAGUGAUUCUCUUGUCCGAAGAUUUUUGCCUCCUUUGCAGCUUCUCAGACGAAAAAUUUCAGCUGUCAAGAAUUUUAAUAGGUUGAUUAGCUUGUCCGACAUUCUCCUUGGAGAGUUUGCAAGUGCAAGGCAUCAAAAUCCUAUAAACUUGUAAUUUGUGUACAGUAAAAAUGUGGUUUGGGUGGUUUUUGAACUAAAAAACUCAAGUUUUCAGCUUAUAUUUACGGAAGUAAAUAAUGGCUUCCGUUUCUCCAUCAAGUCUUGUUACAAUUGUGUGGGCAAUGCCUUUCUUUAACAUAUAUAUCCAAUGAAAGUUUCAAUAUCAAGGUUCAGACU